AUGGAGCGGUUCGUCCGAUACACCAACUCGUCCUUUAACGUCCUGGAUCUACUGUUUCACUGCGAGUAUCUCGUGCUGGUCGAGUACGUCGAAUGCGUCGUACCGUUCGUCUACCUGGCGUAUAAAUUCGUACUGGAGCAGUUGCCGAACGUGGUGUACUACCCUGGUGGCGUGGGCAACUGGGGCACGAGCGCAGUAACUAAUCUGCUUGGGUAUGGGAUGCUGGAAGUCGGUUCGCUCGUUCUUGUCAACGCUUUCUUGCGGCACAAGUUUGGGUUCUCGCCGCUGCACCAGCUAGCGUUCGUGUUGGAGACCCAGUUCUACGCUGUACAAACAACGCUGUUUUCACUCAUGCUUUUUGCGCUUCAGUACCAGCUCGCGCAGCUAGGUGUUGACUUCACCUUUCGCUUCGAGUGGCUUCGAUGA
Molecule: messenger RNA, 426 nt
Organism: Phytophthora sojae
Lineage: Eukaryota; Oomycota; Peronosporomycetes; Peronosporales; Peronosporaceae
Exons: 3
Coding region: 1-426 (141 amino acids)
Source: RefSeq, a predicted model, not a curated record